Molecule: messenger RNA, 1559 nt
Organism: Cuscuta campestris
Lineage: Eukaryota; Viridiplantae; Streptophyta; Magnoliopsida; Solanales; Convolvulaceae
Source: the annotation of a GenBank genome assembly
AUGCAUACUUUAAAUUUCACUGAGGCCUGAACAUGCACGAUGUUGUGUGGAGGUUGAUAUCUCCAACCUUCCGCCCCCUAAGAUUCUCAUUAACCAUGAUGGUGAAGAGCUCAUCUUUCCUUUUAUAUUAUGAACGUGUCCCAUCCUUCUGUAAUCAUUGUAAAAAGGUUGGCCAUAAUCAUGAUUCAUGCCCACGCUGGAAACCCUUGGAGGGUUUGGAUGGCCAGAAUAUGGAUAGGGAGAAGCAUGGGUCCAAAACUUGUCUUUUGGAGGAGCGGGAUACUGGAUGGCAGGUUGUUCAACCCAAGAAAGGAAAGGCUAAGAGCAAUACUACAUGGACUUGGAGGGUCAAGGAAUCAGGCAAUAAGGGACCAUGGUUAGAAGGGCCAGGGGAAUGUUCUAAAGCAACUGAGAGUAUGAAGGAUAUGGUUCCUGUCACUGAACCUCAAUCCAGCUGCGGUCCUGAGCCAACCCACACAUCUGAGAAAGAUUUUCCAGUUGAUGACAGCAUGGCUAUUGUCCCCUUUGAACAAAACCCUAUUGCUGUUGAAUUUCCUGCAGAGGUUUUUGAGGUUGAGGAUGUUGUUGAAGUUUUGACCCUUUCCAAAAAAGGCCAGAGAUUGAAGAAGUAUGUUCCUCCAUCUCCUGAGAAUCCUGGACUUGCUAGCAUAUCUGAGCAUAAAGGCCCUAUUGGUCCAGACAUGGGAAGCAUUGAGGAUUUCACCCAAACCAUUAGUGAUUGGCAAGCUAUAAAUCUAAACAAAAGUCAAGCCAUUGUGCAUGACAAGAUGAGGCUUGAGCAGAAAAGGGCAAUUACCAGAAUUCUAGGCAUUAAGUGUCAUACAAAGGAGUUUACUUAUUUGGGCUCUACUAUUGUCAGAGGUAAGCUCAGGAAGAUACAUUGCAAGGAGUUGGUGGAGAAGUUUGAAAAGAGGAUAACAUCAUGGUACAGUAGAAAGCUAAACCAGAUGGGGAGGCUUAUACUUAUCAAACAUGUGCUUUCUUCUAUACCUUUACAUUUAGUGGCUGCGCAAACUCUCCCAAAAUCUAUCAUCAAAUGUCUCAAUGGCUUGAUGGCUAAUUUCUUUUGGGGAGCUAAGGAUGAUGGCCACAAAUACCAUUGGAGGCGAUGGACUAGGCUCUGUUUGCCUUUUGAAGAAGGGGGCCUGGGUUUGAGGGAUUUAAAUCUUUGUCAAACAGCUGCCUCUAUUGAUUUAUGGUGGAAGGUCCAUAAGGGGGUUUCAAUCUGGAGUUCAGUAUAUGCGGGCCAAAGAGGUGGUGGAGCUCUGGAGGUUAUAUGCAGUGGCGUCGGAAGCACCUGUCAUUGGCAGCUCUUGGACAGUUACUCAAUCUUUGCUAGGUUGGUGGUUGUCCUCUAACCGAUCAAUGUUUAAGGGUAAUAUCAGAUUUAUUUUGCCGGGAAUCAUCAUUUGGUCAAUUUGGAAGAGAUACAACUCAAUCCUUUAUUCUCAAGGCAUUUGGGAACGGGACGAGGUUAUGAUAUCUAUAAACAAGCUUUUGCAAACAUGGUGUUGGGCGAACAAAAUUGAUACUACAUU